AUGAAUCAAAGACAUUAUUGCGCUAAAGUUAGGUCGUUGCCCGGAAGCAACGCGCCGUAUGGCUUGAGUACGGUGUCAAAGCAAGAGCCGCUGCAUCGGUUCCCGGAUGUAGUGUUAAAUGAGCAAGGCGCCACCCAACGCCACCGCACCACCACCCAAACGCCGCCUCCACGCCGGACGCCGCCGCCGCAACCCCCUCCCCUCCCUUCUUCUCCCUUCUUCCUCUAUCCUCCCCUCUCCACCACUGUCCUCCGCGACCACCGCCCCCCACCGCCGGCCACCCAGCCGCGCCCCCCUCUCCGCCACCCACCCGCAGCCCCCCUUCUUCUAUCACUAACCCUAAACCCUCUCCGCCACUGCCCCCCUUCAGCCGCCACCGCGACGCCGUGCCCUGCCACCGCGCCGAACGCCGCCGCAGCCACCUUCUUCCCUGUUUUACCCCUCCCGCCUACCAGGAUGUCUGCCUCACAAAGGAAAGGUAAAGGCAAGGCUACUGGCAAGCGCAAGCGAGGCGUUUCCUCCCAGUCCAUCAUUGCUCUAAUGCACGAUUCUUCAUGGCGGGAGAAGAACUUCACACAGCAGGAGAAAGCUGACCAGCUGCUUCCUGCAAAUGAUCCAUUAAAAUUUGCGAACCGGUACUGUGAACUGAAGUACCCAACUUUUGCAAACUCCAGAAAUCUAUACCUGGAAUGA
Arachis stenosperma is the source of this 693-nucleotide messenger RNA. RefSeq names its product pollen-specific leucine-rich repeat extensin-like protein 1. The record is from RefSeq and is a predicted model, not a curated record. The coding region runs from base 1 to 693 and encodes 230 amino acids. The transcript has 3 exons. NCBI's taxonomy places the organism in Eukaryota, Viridiplantae, Streptophyta, Magnoliopsida, Fabales, Fabaceae.